CCUCCAUUAAAGAAAAGUUGAAACUUGAAAAAAAAAACAGAGCAGUAUCCAAGCACCAAACAAGCCAGUCAACGAAGGGAUGCGAAAGCCAAGUAGGAAACUCUAUCCACAAAUCCACCCAACUCAGCUUAAAAUGAUUAAACAAUAUAGUACAGCCUACAAUCAAGCAUCCUUCUUCUCAGCUCACCACGUGUCCCUCCAACUCAACACGUACCCGUCGCCGGCCAAUCACGGCGUCGCGUGCCUGACACUGACAGUAAAAUAUAACCCACGCUCCACUCGGCGGCGGGCCCCACGACGUCUUAUCCAUCCAGAAAGAGAGACCCGCAAAGCAAGCAAAGGCGGCCCGCCGGAGUUGUGGCAUCUCUCCCUCCACGUGACGCACAGAGGCCCAGUCUGAGUUGCCAGUGGGCCACAGGCCCAGCUCGGAUCAUUAAUGCUGCCAAUUUUGCUGCCGUCAUCUCAUCCCCCCAAGGCUGAAAAAAUGAGGCUCCCGGUCUUUAAUUAAUUUUUUAUUUGAGGUAAAUACAUUUACACGGUGGGGGUGCUUUCGGUAUUUUAUAUCACAGGCACUUCCGACAGGACCAGGCACGUGACAGCCGCCAUUUUGGGUGGAGUUAAAAAAGGAGAAACGGAGCAGAGUAGCGGCGGAAGGCGGGAGUUCUGUCCUGUGCGCUUUGGGAUGAAAACAGAGGAUUAGGGGGAAGUCGACGGAGAAAGCGAAAGGAAGAAAAGCCAGCUAGCGGCGACGCAAAACCCAAAUCGGACGAGUUUUAGCUAAUCUCCACGAGAAGGAGUUUUUUUUUUUUUUAGAGAUGGUUGAGUUGGUUAGCUCUUCCCCUGGAGUGAAGGUGGAGGCAGAAUCCGACGGCGGCGGCUCUUCCUUGGAGGAUCAUCGCCGGCCUGGCCGCCUUCACAAACGCGCGAAGCUAGAGCUUUCUCUACAGGAACUGGAUGACCCACUUGAGGAGCCGAGCCCUUUGGGCUUGCGUCUGAAAAAGACUCCAUCUUUCUUAGAUUUGGUCCAAACCAAGCUCUCCCGGGACAAGACCGAUGGCGGGAAGAAGGGCACCGCCAGUUCAUCUGCUGCUGACACAAACAAGCUCAAAGCAUCCAACUUCCCCGCUACGCUCCUGAAAAUUGGGGAUUGGGAGUACAAAUCUAGGUAUGAAGGUGAUUUGGUGGGGAAAUGUUACUUUGCCAAGCAUAAGCUGGUUUGGGAAGUUCUGGAUGGUGGUCUUAAGAACAAGAUUGAAAUCCAGUGGUCUGAUAUUGUGGCCAUCAAGGGCUAUUUCCCCGACGAUGAUGAACUUGAGACCUUGCACGUUGUGCUAGCUAGGCCGCCCCUGUUCUUCAGGGAGACGAAUCCUCAACCUAGGAAGCACACUCUGUGGCAAGCCUCAACUGAUUUCACUGGUGGACAAGCCAGCAUGCACAAGCAACAUUAUCUGGAAUGCCAGCAGGGAUUCCUGCGGAAGCACUUUGAGAAACUCGUACAGUGUGAUCCUCGCCUUAGCAUUCUUAGCCAAAGGCCAGAGAUUCCGUCGACUUCUUCUCCAUAUUUCGACCAUAGAGUUUCAGCAUUUGGGGACUUGAAUGAACCAUGUGAAGAAGCUCUGGAUAUGAAGAAGUCGGAGGAAGGAACCUCACCAUCCGGAGUUCUGCCAACGACUUCCAACACUAGUACUGACUGCCAACUUUUCAUCGGUAGGCCCGGUGAAAGCACUUCUCAGAAGGCUCCUUUGACCAACCCUCGUGGACUUAUUCCACAGUCCAUGUCAAUCGAUGACCUCGUUAACUACAUUGGACACUGUACUUCAGAACUCAAAACUGGAGAAAUCCCUGUCUCGCUUGGGCAGCUCAAGAACAGCAACAUUCUGGAGGAGAUCACACAGCACUUGCUCAGCGAUUCUCAGUUUACCUCCUCGGAUGAGGAGUCUCACCUCAUGUCAAGAGUCAACUCUUUCUGCUGCCUGCUGCAGAAAGAUCCGGUCUCAGCACACAACUUUCUGUCAAAGAACCAGAGUGAUGCUUCUGAGGUGGACAAUUGCCGAAGGACAAUAGCUGGAAGUAAAGAAGCAGCAAUUCCCGUGGCAACUGAAGGGGAGAACAAAAGUGGCCUUCGGUACAAGACUGCUGGUCCUACAACCAUGCCAAGAAACAACUCAAUUGGGGAGCUUCUUCUCAACCUUCCAAGGAUUGCCUCUCUGCCAAGAUUCUUGCCCAACAUGUAGAGAAAACAUUCCAAGGUUUAUCGUGGAGGGUUCUGAUAUUUGCAACCGUGAAGGAUCUUUGAAUACUGUGUUCAGUGAUUGGUGGUGGUCAUGUUUGUACAUUCAUAUGUAGUGCUAAGGAGUUGAAACUGGUUUUCACCUGUAA
Linum trigynum is the source of this 2379-nucleotide messenger RNA. The record is from the annotation of a GenBank genome assembly. NCBI's taxonomy places the organism in Eukaryota, Viridiplantae, Streptophyta, Magnoliopsida, Malpighiales, Linaceae.